ACCCAAAAAUCAUCUCCUCCUGCCCUCAUAGUUCAUAGAGUUUGCUAGCAAUGGCAGGCACCAAGCUUGCAGCUCUUGGGUUCGUUGUCCUCUUGAGCAUUGGACUAGCCAGUGCUGCAAGAGUAGAAAGAUACUCCAGUUCCCAAGGUUCAGGUACAGGAGGUGGAGAGGGAGGAGGAUAUGUGAACGGAGGGGGAGCUGGGAAAGGAGUCGGGGCUGGUUCUGGUAGCAGUAACUCUUAUGGUGCUCAUGCAAGUGGUGGAGGUGGCGGCGGAGGUGGUGGUUACAGCCAAUACGGUGGAUCAGGAUCUGGUAGCGGAUACGGCACGGGCUCAGGCUCAAGCCAAACUUCACAAAAUGGAUACUAUGGUUAUGGUGGGUCAUCCAGUGCUAGCGGUGCUGGUGUUGGUGGUGGUGCCGGACAAGCCGGUGGUUACUGGCCAUCCAAUGGUCAUGGGUCCGGCAGUGGUACGGGCUAUGGCUCUAGCACUGCUAAUAACUACUACUAUGGACCAUAUGCAAAUGCAAAUGCUGGUGGUAAUGGUGGCGGUAAUGGUCAAGGCCAAUAUGGUGGCAGUGGCGGUGGUGGAGGAGCUGGAGUUGGAUCUGGUGACGCCAGCCCUUAAUUUCCUUCGUAAAGGAAAUUUUAAAAAUGGAGCCCACUAUGUUUCGUACCAUGUCUAUGAAGUAGAAUUUGUUCUCAUUUAUUUGUACUUGUUUCAUGUGUUGUGCAACAAGAAAUAAAGGGCUUCAUUGAUUCAGUAAAAUUUGGUAGCAUGCGACUUACCAUGACAUUUAUGCAAA
Molecule: messenger RNA, 804 nt
Organism: Oryza sativa Japonica Group (Japanese rice)
Lineage: Eukaryota; Viridiplantae; Streptophyta; Magnoliopsida; Poales; Poaceae
Product: putative glycine-rich cell wall structural protein 1
Source: RefSeq, a predicted model, not a curated record